Messenger RNA from Daldinia childiae, 2046 nucleotides. RefSeq lists its product as uncharacterized. The record is from RefSeq and is a predicted model, not a curated record. The coding region runs from base 1 to 2046 and encodes 681 amino acids. The transcript is spliced from 5 exons. Lineage: Eukaryota; Fungi; Ascomycota; Sordariomycetes; Xylariales; Hypoxylaceae.
AUGCUUUCUCAGCUCAAGCUUCUACUGAAUCGCUCGUGCGAGGAGAAGAAGCCAUUUGUCUGGAGAAUGCAGAACCCGGAGACUCGGAAAUAUCAGCUGUUCCCAAGAGAAAAACAGCUUCCAUCAGCUACUAGUGGAAAGCAAUUGGAUCCGGAGCAGGCCUUCGCGAUGGCUAUGGGACAGACGGACAAGGCCUCCGUGGGCAACGGCCUCCGGAUGCGUAUCAAGGAACACAACUUAAAUCGGAGGAGAAAGAUCAGCGUACCCGAGUUAGGCCCUAUGACGACGGUACAGGAGGUUGCGAUGGAUUCACCAACGAUUCCGGGCCGGCCUGCGUUACAUGAACGAUCCAUCAGUACUCCUGUCAACACUUGGCGCCAGCGUCAUUUCUUUGAAUUUACCACAACCUCCGUUAAAGAGUGUCCGGAGGAGAACCUAGAGGGUUUUACAGUCAGAGAUGCACAGACGUCUACUUCAGUUCCAAAGCAACCGCUUUCUCCAAAGGACCUGGCGCCCUUAACGAUACCAACGCAGAGCGGUCCGAUUCCAAGGCUAGCCCGGCAGCUUUCGUUAAGCCGACUUAGAUCUAGGGAUUCACAACGGGAUACGCAACAGGAGCCGACAAUCCGAUUAACACGGACUGAAGAAUCACCCAAGAUACGAACUCCAUUCACACCUGCUUCGAGUUCGGUCUCAGCUACGACCCCUAUGUCGGCGACUACUGCUACGACCAACUCGACGCUCCCGACACCUUUAUCGGCACCUGCAGAAUACCGGGGUUCUCCAAAGCCAUGGGACAGGCUAGGUUCAACCACACCUGUAGCCACUAUGCAGCAAACCAUUGAUACCAUGGCGACACCAAAGACGUGGUCGAUCCGACUCUGGGGUAUUAUGGAUCGCGGACGUCCACGGAAGCGAAGUGAUGGCACACCAAUUGGUAGUAUUGGUAAUAUUAAUGGCAAUGGUGGUGGUUUAAAGCGAAGCAACUCUAAGAGGAGCGUCAGCGCUGAACGCCGUGCUUUCGAGAACCUACCUCAGGGAUGGAAACCCAGCGAAGCAGUCAAGAACAUCGACUCAUCUGAAAUUGCUUAUUUGCAAAAGCAAGCCCUAGGUCAAACUCUGAGGUUUGAAGUACUCAAGAAGGAUGAUGUCGAAAACCUCUCCAAGGAACUACGCCACCUCGAUGAGCGAACAGAGUAUCUUCGUCGCACGUAUACAUCUCUUCGUGCCGGGCGCCGAAACCUUCACAGCCGCAUUUGCCAGUACUUGAGGUCACCUCGCGUUGCUAAAUUUAGCUACGAGUCCAUGUUAAAGCAAGAGGAAACUCUUGCCGAGCUUGACGCUUCAAUUGAUGAUUGGGUUACGAAACUUGAACAGGCUGAAAACAGACGAACUCGUGUUAGACAAAAACUCCUUGAGCAUGUUGCCGCCGCCUCCACGCUUUCGGUAAUUAAAGAUAUCGGCAUCACAAGCGACGUUCUUCAACAGGUCAUGGGUGUUCGGCUACCCAAUGGCACUUCGGAUAUCUCAACGCCACCUCGGAGCCCAACCAAGAAUAAUGCUCCUAUUCAGUCUCAGUCCCCGUCGCCAUCUCCAUCGUCAUCGCCACAGCGUGUCGUCGCUCGAGUACCUUCAAUGAUCCCCGAGCUACCAUCUGAAGAGGCUGAGGAUGAUGUAGCCAAUGGUAACCGAAAGAGUUCGAUGGAAUCUACUCUACAGCGAAUGGAAAGCAUUCGCAUUUAUGCCGACAGCGAUGUCUACGCUCUCCUAGCUGAUGUCGAGAAUGAAUUCACUAAAUUGAACGUCGGUAUUGCAGACUCUGAACUUACUGGAUCGCCGCGAUCAGAAGAGCACCGUAGAAUUUUACAUCGCGCCCACAGCCAUGAUAUUAUCAGCAACCAGCAUUCGAAAUGUCUCAACAAGACGCCGCCUACUUCGCCCCCUGCACCUGCGCCACCGAUGAAGAACUCCCCCACCAGGGAGCGAGCUGAUGUUUUCUUAUCCUCCGCCGUUUUCCAACCGGGUCGGACCCCUUCGCCCAAUUAA